AUGAUAAUUAUUAUUGCCACAUUGAUUUUAUAAUCCAUUAUACUAGCAAUUUAUAAUGGAGUUACUGAAUAAACAGAUAAUUACUAUUUGUUAAUGGAUUUACUAUUGAUAUUUGGAUGUUUCGGAUAGAAAAUAUUAUUGGUUUUGCUUAUAGGAAGUGUAUGUCUAUCAUAUGAAUUGUUAAACUUGGAAUAAGAUACCUUAGGCUUCUAUCUAAGUGUGAGACUCUUAUUGAGUGCUUUCAUCUUACUCGACACAUCGAAAGUAAUCUAUUUUGUGUUUUGCCUCUUCUACUUCCUUUUUAGGACUCAUUUUUACUCAUAACCGUUGGCAUAUCUAACCAUAUUCGGAUAUUUGAUCUUGAUCAUUCGAACUCUGUAUAUAAAACACAAAACACCCAACAUUGAAAAACAGCAGAUUGAUCAAAUUUUUGAUUUCUUUUAAGAAUCCCUCCCUAUAUCUGUUUGCGUUAUACAAGACGAGCAAUACAAGUUCAUGACCAAUUAAUUUAAAAUUGAUUAUUAUGGACUUACUCCUUAGAUUAUCAAAAACAUCACAUCCAAAUCCAAUAAGGAGUGUCUGGGGACUUACUUAAACAAAAAGAAGUUUUUAAAAAAGAGAUAAUAUUAAUAUCACAGUAAAAAGCGAUUCGAGCAUUGCACUCUUGAAUCCUUCACUCCAACCUUAUAGGAAAAAGAGUAAAUUAAGAAUUACUUUCCUGCAGACAUCGAUGUCCUCGAAGUAAUUUGGGAACAAUAACCGGCCAUUAUGCUCAUUUUCUAGUCCCAAUCUGAAAAACAAUAGCAAUAAUAAAUUGAAGAAUUAAAAUUGAGAGACCAAUACAAAGACGAUCUCUUAGUAAGUGUGUCACAUGACUUCAAGACUCCCAUCAAUGGAAUUGUUGCUAUUGUCCAAUAUUUGGAAUAAAUAGUUGUUGAUCAAAUCGAAAUUAAUUAUUUAAUCAUAUUAAAAAAGUGGGCUCAAUUGUUGUUGUACAUGAUCAGUGAUAUCUUGGACUUCUCCAGAAUUCAAAAGAACACUCUAAGAUUAACUAAUACAACCUUCUACAUCCAAGCCAUCGUCUAAGAAAUUAUCGAUUUGGUUUCUUUGUAAGCCAAUCAGAAGGGAAUCAUUGUCUAAAAGAACAUCACUUUUGGAGACAGAUUGAUGUAUUCUGAUCCCAAUCGGAUCAAAUAAAUUUUAUUGAAUCUCUUAAGUAAUUCUCUAAAAUUUACACAAAAGGGUAAAAUCGAUAUUGUUGUUGAUUAUAAGAAUAGUGAGAUUGAGAAUUAGUAAGUCAGACUCAUCACAAUAAGUGUUUCAGACACUGGAGUCGGUAUACCUGAUAAUAUUAAGCCUAAGUUAUUUUAAAUGUAUGGAACAUUUGAUUUCACUAAUAAUGGUUCAAACAAGCAUGGCAUAGGUUUGGGACUAGUUAUAUGUAAAAAAUUGGUUGGCUUAUUGGGACCCACAGAUAACAUCGAUUUGAUCAGUCAAGUUGGAAUUGGUUCUAAAUUUAGUUUUGAUGUUUAUAUUAAUAAUGAUUAAAGAAAUCUGACCACCAUUACCAAUUCAAAAGAAAUGACAACCUUUUAUAAAUAAGAUACUAAAUAGAUAUCCUAUGAUCAAAACUCAGAAAAUUAGUUAUUAACAUCACAAUUUACUAUUUUCAAUCAAUCUCUUUUAGCACCUCCUUUGCAAAACUAAAAAAAAUUAAAUAAAAAAAGCAUUUCAACACUUUAAGAAAUUCAAGAUAAAAAACUAUCCAAUUCCAUUUACUAAUUGAGAAAAGUUUAGAGAAAGAAAACUUCAAAAAAGUCAUUGAUAAAACGGGAAAAUCAGGGUGGCUUAUAUAAUUUAUGUAACUUAUGCAGUGUCGAAGACUCUGAUCAUUCUAAGUCAAAGAAUAUAGAAUAGUAUCUUGAAUUAAGUAGUGAAAUAACAAAUGCUAAAUAAAUUUAAAGAACACAUAAAUAAGUAGAUAAUAAUAGUCCUCUGAAUACACCAGGAUAUAAUAUUGAUAGUACGGAGUCACCAGCAAUCUAAAAUAGACAACGAAAGCCCUUACAGAUAAAAGAAUCUAUUGAUGAAAUGAUGAGAAUGCUAUUUCCAGAGCCUUGUACUAUUUUAGUUGUUGAUGAUUCCCCUGUGAAUGUGAUCGCAUUUAGAUUGAUUCUAACAAAAUAUGAUUUUAUCACGGUUGAAGAAGCUUAUAAUGGAGAAUAAGCGAUUCAAAAGAUAAAAUUGCGUAUGAUGAAUGAACAAAGAUAUCAAUAUAUAUUUAUGGAUUUGACCAUGCCUAUCAUGAAUGGAUAUGAAGCAACAGAGCAGAUUCGAUUAUUGGAAAGCAACAAUCUCCUUCCUAAAAGCUAUAUUAUUGCAUUGACUGGAUACGACGAUUUAAAAGAAAAAGAGAAAUGCUAAUAGAAAGGGUUUGAUGCUUUCGUAUCAAAGCCAAUCAAGAUUAUCGAUAUAAUCUCUGUAAUUAAUGAAGUCAAAAAUUCAAAGGAACCAUAAAUUUGA
Messenger RNA from Paramecium tetraurelia, 2523 nucleotides. RefSeq lists its product as uncharacterized. Gene Ontology annotation, biological process: phosphorylation; phosphorelay signal transduction system. The transcript has 6 exons. The record is from RefSeq and is a predicted model, not a curated record. Gene Ontology annotation, molecular function: phosphorelay sensor kinase activity. Lineage: Eukaryota; Ciliophora; Oligohymenophorea; Peniculida; Parameciidae.